Messenger RNA from Dicrocoelium dendriticum, 498 nucleotides. NCBI's taxonomy places the organism in Eukaryota, Metazoa, Platyhelminthes, Trematoda, Plagiorchiida, Dicrocoeliidae. The record is from the annotation of a GenBank genome assembly.
GGCAAAUGACCCAGUCACCCCUCCUGAGCGAGGAAGAAGAUCGGCGUUGGAAAAUUGCGGCGGAAGCCGGUGAAAAAUUCAGCGCUCUCUACUAUCGCGCAUUUGACAAGCAAGAUCGUGUUGAUCUACCCGGUUUUUUCAUGGAGAACGUGGUACUUUUGUGGAACGGGAACCGAACAGAAGGUCGUUCUCUCGUCCUUGAUUACUUGAACAAAUUGCCAAAAAGUUCGACUACGCUACAUUCGCUUUCGGCACAGCCGGUCCACAAAAGUCUAAGCGGGGACCGCCUGAUCGUCCUAGUCAAUGUGUUUGGCACCAUCAGAUUUGAUCAGCAUCCGCAGCACCAAUUUUCGGAAACAUUUUUUCUCACCCAGGAAGACAAACUCUGGCGAGUUCAGUCAGUUACCUUCAGAUUUAUUGACUAGCUAUAUCUCCAAGUGUACUCUUUCUUGUACAGUACUUUCAUGAAUCUCUUGUGAAUACAACAAUGGACUUUCC